AUGAACAUGGAAAAAUAACUGAAAAUCCAAACACCAAACAAACUUAAAACAAAGGGAAAAAAAGAUAUACCUAGAGACAAAAAUAUAACAACAUAAGUUUCCACAAAUGGUUUCCAAUCUAAGUGUAAACUAAGUCCUUAUACAAUUGUUGUCUGUAUUCCAUGGGUUCAUAUAUUGGUAGAGUUCCAAGGUCUACCAUCCACUGAUUUACAGGAAGUGGGAUUUUGUUUUUCCAGUGUUGUAAUGCAAGUCUUUUAGCUGUAGUAUGGGUGCAGGGGGCCCAUGUUAGUUGACCAUCAGUUAACCUCCAAGAUGAUGCCUUUCCUUUAUUAUUUGUUCCCACUAUGUGAUGUUCCGAAUUAUACUGCUUCUGAAUGCUUUCCAGUUCGUAUGGAAAUUUGUAAAUAUAAUCACUUUAAAAUGUGGUGCACAUUUACAUAUGAAAUCUGGAGUGAUUAAUGCCAGUGUGACUCUCCCUUAACCUUAAAACCAGAUGGUGGUAUUAAGCAGAAAAGCCUGCAUCAUGUACAGAAAGCUGAAACAUCAGAAGAGGAGGAGGGAUGCAGGAGAGAAUAGCGUACUGAUUCUGUAUUAUCAUUUGAUUUUUCUUGCUCAGCAACACACCAUCCACCCAUGCUCUGUCAGAUUCCUGGAGAUAUCAACCUGCUAGCUGUUGGGAAGCAGCUGCACUUCAGAUACGCGACCUGCCUGUCAUAAGCUGACAUUUUGUUCAUAGCCUAGAAAGAAGAGUGUCACUCCAGCAAAUAUAGAUCCUGGAAGAGCAUAACAGCAAUACUGUCCUCUCCUCCUUCUUCCAGCAGGAUGCUUAUCUUUAUCAUCCACUACUUUAAAUUGCACUACUUUAAAUUGUUGCUCCCAAACACUGAAGAUGACAGAGACCACCCACACGAAACAACCCCACAGCUUCCCAAAGAGGACUUUUAUGGCUUCAUUUUUCAUCCCGACAUGGAUACCAUGGAAUCAAAGGCAGGCACACUGAUGAAUGAACAAUGUAAUUCCAAGAAAAAUGGGGUUUCAGGCUUGCUUAGAAAGCGCCUUUGGAAGGCUUUGCAUCUUUCUUCCCCUGUGACACUUUCCCAGUACUGUACAGGCUCUUGCCCAAAUUUGCUGAUGAAUAAGAACGAACUACUAGAGCAAAAGACUGGAAGAGCAGCCUCCUCGAGAUCCCAGUCAGACAUGAAGACUCAUCGUGUGCUGUGUUCAACCCUCUCAUCUGAUGGGGCCAGGCAGUUCAAUGGACUGGUUUCUCAGAAGAGUCUUGAUGCUCAGAUGAAGCAAGCCUGCAGUGGUAGAGCAGCCAGCAGCACAGGGUCCCUGGAACAGACAUCCUUGUUCUGUUCCUCUGAAUCCACUUCUUCAUCCAAAUCCAUCAUGUCCACGCCAUUGGAAUCUCAAGCCAAGCCCAAAUCUUUCUUCCGAUUUUCCUUGUUCUCUCCAUUGAUGCAGUCCAAUAACUUUGAACUGGAUUCUAGUUCCUUCUCUGUUUCUGGCUCCAAGAAGCGCCUUCAUAACUGUCUCAAGUCUAGAGUAACCAAUGACCCAAAGCCAGAGGAACUGCAGAACUUCUCAGAACCAGUCAUCACCAGGAUAAUGGACUGUAUCUAUGUGGGAAACCUGCAUGCUGCUUACAGUGGACAGGUACUGUGCAGGAACAACAUUGACAGCAUCAUUGACAUGAGCAGUUUGCCCAGAGACUGCAGCAUGAGCUUCAUCCCCUGCACCUGCAGUCGAGGGCCCCAGCAUAGCUGGUCCCGCCUCAAGGUGCACAUCCAGGGGGACUCAGAGGAGGAAUGCACUUCUCUGCACCUGCCUUGCUUCUGGGACAUCAAUGGAUGCAUCGAAGCCUCUCUGGAGAAAAGGAAGCGGGUUCUGAUUCACUGCAGGGAUGGCUACUCUCUGGCUCCAACCUGUGUUAUUCAGUACCUGAUGGUGAAGCACAACAUGAGGCUGCUGGCUGCCUAUGAAUUUGUCAGGGCCAGGUACCCACUUAAUAUCAGGGAAUGCCACCAAGAUCUUCUGGUGGGACUGGAGAAAUCUCUUUGGCCUGGAGAAGGGGACACACAGUGCUUUAAACAGGCCAUAUCAAGGAAGAUGGCAUGGGAAGGAGCAAACUAGGUCUGGUGAUGGCAGUUCUGUGGGUUUAAGCAUGGAAUUAUGGCAGGUGCAUACAAAGAGAGGUCUAAUUUUAUGAUCAAAAGGAAGGAGUGAAGAACGUUUCCCCUACCUAUGGAUUAUCUCCUCUUAAUCGGUCUUCCUUUCCUUUGUCCCAGCAGAGCACAUUUAUAGCACUGGAACUCAGGAGAGAGGGAAAAAUGCUGGUGCUUGUAGAGAGAAGGCAUAGGCAGGGAAAAUAUUCUAUUCUGGUCACCUGUGUAUCCCUUUUAUUUUAAAGUGGGACUUCCGUCCCUUCUUUUUGUGUCAAAAAAGUAGUAAUAAUAAUAGUGGGCAAAUUCAUAGGACUUACUAAUGGUGUAUAAUUUAUUCUUCAAUUUUGACUCUUCUGCCUACUUUUUCCCUCUCAUGGAGAGGGGCAGGGAGCAGAAAGGGCACUAAUUGUGUGCCCUUCUACCAUUGGAAAUCUCAGCCAUUAGUUCUUGUGAAAUCAGCUAGGCUUUGUGCACACACUUUCAAGCACAAGUGCUGGAAAGGUGGCAGUUUUACAGGAAAAGAGAGAUUUCUAGAAAGGUGAAUUGCACACAUUGUGACUUUCUUAGUAUUCUGGCAAAGCUGUCGUUUACACUAGGGAUGCCAACCUCCAGAUGGAACCUGGAGAUUCCCUGGAAUUACAGUUAAUCUCCAGACUACAAGAGAUCAGUUCCCCAUGGAGAAACUGAAUGCUUUGCAGGGUAGAUUCUUUGGUCUUAGACCCCGUUGGAGUCCCUGUCCUCCCCAGGCUCCAUCCCCAAAUCUCCCAGAGUUUUCCAAACUGGGGCUGGCAAACAGGCAUCCCCUGCUGGUGGCCAAGGGGGACCUAGGAACUCUAGCUUGCACACAGUCUUGGCCAUGGCCUCUGUCCUCAGUGCUGGGUCUGAAUGAGUUUCUAGUUCCAUAAGAGAAAUCCCUCUCUGUGGUAGCGAUGCCUAUGCUCACAAUUGUAAAUGUGACUGUUCAGCCCUCUUAAAAGGUGCAUGCUGAGUUGUUCAUAAUGUUCAUUUGUCAGGGGAAUGUUGCCAUUUUAACACAACAGCAAUGCUUAAAAGGAAUAGAGGUUUCAGCUACACCAAGGUGAACAUUGUAACAUCCUAAUAACUGUGUGUCUGCAGAUGGGCAUCUCAGAGGAAACAUGUUGGCACUGAAAUGCAAUUUUUGGUGCUUAAAUUUCUCAGGUUUUGUGAUUGGAAUAAAUUCAAUGUUUUUUU
This is a messenger RNA of Sphaerodactylus townsendi, 3380 nucleotides long. RefSeq lists its product as uncharacterized. Gene Ontology annotation, molecular function: MAP kinase tyrosine/serine/threonine phosphatase activity; protein tyrosine/threonine phosphatase activity. The transcript is spliced from 5 exons. Gene Ontology annotation, biological process: protein dephosphorylation; negative regulation of MAPK cascade. The record is from RefSeq and is a predicted model, not a curated record. Gene Ontology annotation, cellular component: cytoplasm. The coding region runs from base 823 to 2136 and encodes 437 amino acids. Lineage: Eukaryota; Metazoa; Chordata; Lepidosauria; Squamata; Sphaerodactylidae.